Molecule: messenger RNA, 1228 nt
Organism: Vombatus ursinus (common wombat)
Lineage: Eukaryota; Metazoa; Chordata; Mammalia; Diprotodontia; Vombatidae
Gene: TTC32
Product: tetratricopeptide repeat domain 32
Exons: 4
Coding region: 455-952 (165 amino acids)
Molecular function (GO): protein binding
Source: RefSeq, a predicted model, not a curated record
GGAAACUGAGGCUCUGGAGCCAGAGGGCCCCGGGCUUACCUCUGGCCUCCUGCCGCCUGCCUGCCUCAGUUUCCUCGCCUGUAGAAUGGGGACAGUCAGACCCCCACCCCGACCCCCGGGGUUGUCUGAGGGGCUGCGGGUCUUUCCUGGGGUUCAGGGGCCCCAACUUUGGGGGGGUCGUCUGCCAAAAUAAGAAGAUUGCGGGGACCCGUCCACGUGCUCCUGGCCUCCCCCAAAGGGCCCCCCCCUUUCUAGCCCAGAGGCGGUGAAGGCGGGGCCGGGGCGCUGAGUGAGGUCUGGCCUCUGAGGCCGUCCGCCCCUCCCCCAGCCACAGGGGAGGGGGGCUUCUUCCUCCUGCCUCCCUGUUACCUGCCCCUCCUCCCUCCCGCCUCUCAGCGUCCCAGACCCCUCCCCCCAGGCACCAGGGCCUUCCGUCGCCUUUCAGCAUCUUUUCAUGCAGUUCUUUGCAGGUUUCUCUGACCCCGUGACAUUCGUCAUUCUGUAUGGGAAGCUUCGUUUAAAGCCAUGGCAAGGCCUUAUUAAGGUCGAGCAUGUGCAGGGAUGCAGGGAUCAAUGUGUAUCAGGGAUACAGACACGUGCACACAGGUCCUCCUCCAGCAGCUUCCGUGCUAUGGGGAAGCCAGGGUUUGUGAGAAGUCCCGGCUCCCCAGAAGAUCUGGCCACCGCCUACAACAACCGGGGUCAGAUCAAGUAUCUUCGGGUGGACUUUCACGAAGCCGUGGACGAUUACAGCGCCGCCAUCCAGACCCUGCCCCACUUUGAGGUCCCCUAUUACAACCGAGGCCUGAUCUUCUACAGGAUGGGGCAGUUUGACGAAGCUUUCGAAGAUUUCAAGAAAACGCUGGACUUGAAUCCUGGCUUUCAAGAUGCUGUGCUGAGCUUAAAACAGACUAUUUUAGAUAAAGAAGAAAAACAGAAAAGAAAUUAUUAAAAAUUCUACCAUAAGUAAAACAUUUUGCACCUGACAACCUGGAUUUUGUUUGUUAUUGACUAGAGCAGAAGAAUGCUUGGAGCUGUUUUCAUUCCCAUUUAAGAAAAAGAGACUUUUGAUAAGCAGGUGGGAGCCAGGAUGGGCCAUGGCCUGGGCCUGUGGGUGGUUUUGUGACCAAACACGAGUGAUCAUUUUCGCUGCUUGUGUUGAAUGAUGAUUUUUAAAUGUUCAAAUAUUUGAAUUGGUAAAAAUAUGUAUUAUUGUAGUUGAGAUUUA